AUGGCGCCCACCUACCGCAUCGCCAUGGUCUGCGACUUCUUCUUCCCCCAACCCGGCGGCAUCGAAUCGCACAUCUACCAACUCUCGACGAAACUCAUCGACCGCGGCCACAAAGUAAUCAUCAUCACGCACGCCUACGAAGGGCGAACAGGUGUGCGGUACCUGACCAACGGACUCAAAGUCUACCACGUGCCGUUCCUCGUCAUCUACCGAAGCGCCACCUUUCCGACCGUGUUCUCCUUCUUUCCGAUUUUCCGGAAUAUCGUGUUGAGGGAACGGAUCGAUAUCGUGCAUGGCCAUGCUUCACUGAGUAGCUUGUGCCAUGAGGCGAUUCUGCAUGCGAGGACGAUGGGGCUGAGGACCGUGUUUACGGAUCAUAGUCUGUUUGGGUUUGCGGAUGCGGCGAGUAUUCUCACGAAUAAGUUACUCAAAAACACCGUCCUCCGCGCCUCCCUCGACCCGCUAAUGGUCUCCGUAAUCCCCAACGCCGUCGUCGCCGAGAACUUUCGUCCCCUCGGCUACCCAACCUCUUCACCCCCAAGCAGCAUCUCCUCCCCCGUCCCCGGUGGCCUGCCUCCCAACCCAUCCUCCCUCACGCCCCCCCGCCGCAUCCUAGGUCCCCAUGACCCCAUAACAAUAGUCGUCAUCAGCCGGCUCUUCUACAACAAAGGCACCGACCUGCUCACGGCCGCCAUCCCGCGCAUCCUAGCCGCGCACCCCAAUACCCGCUUCAUCAUCGCCGGUUCCGGCCCCAAAGCCAUCGACCUCGAACAAAUGAUUGAGCAAAACGUGUUACAAGACCGCGUAGAAAUGCUCGGUCCCGUCCGCCAUUCUGAAGUGCGCGACGUCAUGGUGCGAGGCCACAUCUACCUGCACCCAUCCCUAACCGAGGCCUUUGGCACCGUCAUCGUGGAAGCCGCCAGCUGCGGAUUAUACGUCGUGUGUACACAAGUAGGCGGUAUCCCCGAGGUUUUACCGUCGCACAUGACUGUCUUCGCCAAGCCCGAAGAGGACGACCUCGUCGCAGCCACGGGGAAAGCUAUUGCUGCGUUACGCAGAAACGAAGUUAGGACGGAGCUGUUUCACGAGCAAGUGAAGAAUAUGUAUAGCUGGACGAAUGUCGCGGAACGGACGGAGCGGGUGUAUAAUGGGAUUAGUGGUGCGAUAAGUGAGGCGGAGUUUUAUGGUCUCAAUACCAGCCAAAACCGCAACGGGACGGGAAUAACUUCCACAACCACAGCAACAGCAUCGACAGCAGCAAAAGGCGUCCAAAGUUUCGCCCUCAUCGACCGCCUCAAACGAUACUACGGGUGUGGCGUCUGGGCCGGGAAAUUAUUUUGUGUAUUGGUGAUUAUCGAUUACUUGAUCUUCUUGUUUUUGGAGCUGGUGUUUCCUAGAGAAAGGAUUGAUAUCUGUCCGGAUUGGCCGCGGAAGGAUAGGAAGAAGCUGAUGAUGAUGAUGGGAACGGGUGGUGGUAGUGAUGGUAAUAAUGCGAGGGGGGGGAGGAGGGCGGAGGGAGGGGGGUUGGAGUGGGGGGAUGUGGAGGAUUAUAGGAGACGGUCGAGGCCGUCGAGGUUGAGGUGA
Messenger RNA from Sordaria macrospora k-hell, 1584 nucleotides. Lineage: Eukaryota; Fungi; Ascomycota; Sordariomycetes; Sordariales; Sordariaceae. The record is from RefSeq and is a predicted model, not a curated record.